This is a messenger RNA of Penicillium argentinense, 2625 nucleotides long. RefSeq lists its product as uncharacterized. The transcript is spliced from 3 exons. Gene Ontology annotation, molecular function: protein binding. NCBI's taxonomy places the organism in Eukaryota, Fungi, Ascomycota, Eurotiomycetes, Eurotiales, Aspergillaceae. Gene Ontology annotation, cellular component: kinesin complex. Bases 1 to 2625 code for a protein of 874 amino acids. The record is from RefSeq and is a predicted model, not a curated record.
AUGACAUCCGUAUCUUUUGGUAACAACAAUCGUGGACUCCAGGUUGGUCAUAGCAGUGGCUCGAUCCACGCCGAAAUUCAUCUGCCGCCGGCUCCUUUAGAGCGACCAGAAACUCCGCCGAAUCCUCUAUCAACAGUCCCAUUCGCACGCGAUCCAGGCUUCGUCUGUCGUAGGACCCUGCUUCAGUCGAUUCACGAGAAAAGUUCGAUCCCAGGGUCGAGAAUAGCCCUGGUCGGCCUAGGCGGUGUCGGGAAAUCGCAACUUGCCAUCGAAUACUCGUAUCUGAGCCGAUUAGAGUCACCAGAGACAUGGGUUUUGUGGGUCCACGCAAGCAACGAGGCCCGGUUCGAGCAAAGUUUUCGGGAUAUCGCAGACCAGCUCAAGAUCGCCUGUCGUCAGGAUCCCAAAGUGAACGUUUUCAAACUAGUCGAGAACUGGCUCCGAGACGAGAAGAAAGGGAAAUGGAUUUGUAUCCUUGACAAUGCAGAUGAUGGAAAGUUCCUUUGUUCGCUUCCGGCGGCAGGGAAGGGAGCCUCGAUGCAAGAGCCACCAAACGCCUCAACGAAACCUCUUUUCGAAUACAUUCCCAGAUGUCGGAAUGGAUCUUUAAUUAUCACAAGUCGAAGCAGAGAGGCUGCGCUCAGGAUGGUCAAACAUAAGGACCUCAUUGAAGUUAACCCGAUGGCAAGGUCCGAGGCACUAGAGCUUCUUCAGAAGGCGCUUGAUCAACCCGAGGAAAGCCAAGAAAGCCAACAGUUAGUAGAAGAGCUUGAGUUUAUGCCGCUUGCAAUAGCCCAGGCCGCGGGAUAUAUUCGAAAUCGGGGCCCCCGCUAUUCAGUAUCACAAUACCUGAAAGACUUUCAGAAGAGUGAUCGUGAAGCGAUAAAGCUUCUCAAAGAAGAGUCGGGUCACCUUGACCGGGAUUGGGAAGCAAAGAACUCAAUUCUAUUGACUUGGCAAAUAUCGUUCGAUUAUAUUCGCCAGGAGAAGCCAUCAGCAGCGGAACUACUUUCUCUUAUGAGCUUUUUCGAUCGACAAGGGAUACCGGAGAGCGUUAUCCGCCGCCAGCCACCCGCAAGCUGCACCUCAAGGACAGAACUUUUCGACGAUUCUAGUGACGGGGAGACAUCCGAAUCCGACGGAAGUACGGAAUUUGAAAAUGAUGUCAUCACUUUACGGAAUUACUCAUUCAUAUCUGUCAACGAGAAUGGCACUUCCUUCGCUAUGCAUCGACUAGUGCAACUGACUACGCGCGCAUGGCUAAAAUCUCAUGCACAAACAGAACGAUGGAAGGAAAGAUUUGUCGACAAUAUAUACGAAGAGUUCCCUACGGGUGACUAUGAGAAUUGGGGGAAGUGCCGGUCUCUCUAUCCUCACGUUCGGUCAGCGAUGUCACAGCGGCCAGAGUCACGAGAGUCUCUAUUGAGAUGGGCCACGUUACUUUAUAAAGGUGCAUGGUAUGCGUCAAAAAGCGGGCAUAUUACGGAUGUGAGGGAAAUGGCAUCGAAAUCGCGUAGGUAUAGAAUGAAACUGCUAGGUGCGGAGGAUGAAGAGGCCCUUGCGAGUACUGCGAUGUUGGCUGAAGCCUGUUCAUUAGAGGGCCGAUGGGAGGAGGCGGAACAGCUCGACGUGCAGGUCAUGGAGACGAGCAAGGCGAAGCUCGGCGUGGACCAUCCCGACACGCUGAUGAGUAUGUCCAACCUGGCAUCGACAUAUCGGAACCAGGGCCGAUGGGAGGAGGCGGAACAGCUCAGCUUGCAGGUCAUGGAGACGAGCAAGACGAAGCUCGGCGUGGACCAUCCCGACAUGCUGAUGAGUAUGUCCAACCUGGCAUCGACGUAUCAGAACCAGGGCCGAUGGGAGGAGGCCGAACAGCUCAACUUGCAGGUCAUGGAGACGAGCAAGACGAAGCUCGGCAUGGACCAUCCCGACACGCUGACGAGUAUGUCUAACGUGGCAUUGACAUAUCAGAACCAGGGCCGAUGGGAGGAGGCCGAACAGCUCAACUUGCAGGUCAUGGAGACUCGCAAGUCGAAGCUCGGCGUGGACCAUCCCGACACGCUGAUGAGUAUGUCCAGCCUGGCAUCGACGUAUUGGAACCAGGGCCGAUGGGAGGAGGCCGAACAGCUUGACGUGCAGGUCAUGGAGACUCGCAAGACGAAGCUCGGCGUGGACCAUCCCUCUACGCUGAUGAGUAUGUCCAACCUGGCAUCGACGUAUUGGAACCAGGACCGAUUGGAGGAGGCGGAACAGCUCAACUUGCAGGUCAUAGAGACGAGCAAGACGAAGCUCGGCGUGGACCAUCCCGACACGCUAACGAGUAUGUCCAACCUGGCAACGACGUAUUGGAACCAGGGCCGAUGGGAGGAGGCGGAACAGCUCAACUUGCAGGUCAUGGAGACGAGCAAGACGAAGCUCGGCGUGGACCAUCCUGACACGCUGACGAGUAUGGCCAAUCUCGCUUUCACCUGGAAAUCUUCAGGGUAUAAUAUCCAAGCCCUCGAGUUACUGCGAGAUUGCCUGACCAAGCAGAAGCAAAUACUUGGGCUUAAUCAUUACGAGACCAUAUCCAGUUCUCAAGCUUUGCUGGAGUGGGAAACAGAGAUCUUGGAUAUUGGUAGGUAG